Messenger RNA from Magallana angulata, 2902 nucleotides. RefSeq lists its product as uncharacterized. The record is from RefSeq and is a predicted model, not a curated record. The transcript has 14 exons. The coding region runs from base 168 to 2750 and encodes 860 amino acids. NCBI's taxonomy places the organism in Eukaryota, Metazoa, Mollusca, Bivalvia, Ostreida, Ostreidae. Gene Ontology annotation, molecular function: NAD+ poly-ADP-ribosyltransferase activity.
UAUGAAAGCUUAAUCAGGUGCGCGUUUGAAAUGCACUUUCGAAUAUGCGAGGAUUACAAACAUGAGUUAGACAUCGUUUUCUGGGAAAAAGCAGAAGAACUUUAAUUUUCGUUUUGCAGCCGCUUGAUUUUUCAUAAAAAGGAGUGUCCCACUAGGCACUGCUAGAGAUGUCCCAGGAGGGGAGUGACCUAGAUCUAUAUAACCCAAGCCCUUCAUCAGAUCACAUAGAUCUCACAGAGACAUCUGAAGAUGAUGCCAGAUCUUCCGAGUACAAGGACUUCCCUGAAUCCACAGGCUGUGAUGUGAGACCCUCAGAAUCCUGUACAAAUGUAAGAGCGGGGCACACUGGUUCCUCAGUGAAGAGGAAAAUGUCCAGUUUUGCAGAGCCAGAAAUCCUAGAAGAUUAUGAUGAUAUUAAAGAGGAGUUUGAAUCUCCAAUCCUUCCACGGAAAAAAAUCAAAUCAAUGGAAAGUCGGAGUGAAUCUGAAUCAGAGACUCUUCUUCAACCAGGGAAAUCCUUUUUGGUGAAAGACUUUACAUCAGGACCAACAUCCACUGACACUGGUUUGUCUGAGAAUUUGGACAAGGAUUACGACUUAUCCAAAAUUUUCAAGUUAUCUCCAAAGGAAAGUAAACCAGUGGAGAAGGGGAAAGGUGAAGCAUUUCAUGACGAAGGGGAAAGCAGUACAGAAGUUAAACAGGGAGUGGAAACUUUCAUACAGAAAUCAAUUUCAGAGGAGGAUGUUGAAUUAGUGAAAGAGAUGUUUCCACACCUUGAAGAAAAAAUGAUCUUCAGAAUUUUAAAAAAGUUACAGAAAACAGAUGAAGAUACUGAUACAUGCAUUCUUGAGCGAGUGAUAGAUUAUUUUCUAAAAACAGAGUUACCAUCACCAGAGAAGAAUACAGCAUCACAAGAUGUACAAGCUGCUUUGGGAAAUACUCGCCCGGCUUUUCUCAUUCAAGCGACAAGUUCAUCUUCAACUCCAACUCAAUCAGAUGAGUUGCCCAAGUUACAAUGUCGUAAUCGUACGAACAGAGGGCAGAAGGGGGCCUCUAACAAAGGAAACAAAGGGAAAGCACCUGCAAAGAAAAUAAGAACAGAGCAGGUUUCAUACUGUGAAUCUGAGGAUAAUGUAAUGGAAUUGGAUGGAUAUGGCAGCGAGAGCAGUGCCUCCUCACCGCUGGGUGAGGUGGCUGUGUCCGUCCCUCCUGCCGACAGGUAUCCCGUCAGUUACGCAGAAGUUUCCUCAUCACUCUUAAAGUGUGAUGCCUGUGGUUCCCAACAAGAAACAACCGCCAUAAGCCAGUGCUGCAACGAUCACCUCGUCUGUAAAACCUGUGUGGAAAAACAAGUCAAGAGCGUGAUCUCCCUUGACAGCCAAGAUACUCAGAUUUCCUGUCCUAUGUUUGGUUGCAAUACGUACAUCCCUAUGAGUCAAGCUUCAAAAGUCCUGCCCUCGCUGGUAAUGGAGCUUCUGGAGGAAAAGGUCAACAAGAAAGCAAUGGAGUCAAUAACACAAAUGGAGGACCUACACAGUUGUCCAUUUUGUAAUUAUCCUGUUGCUGUAGACCAUGACCUCAAGAAAUUUUCGUGUCCAAAUCCAGAUUGCAAGAAAUUAAGUUGCAGGUUCUGCAAGAAGAUGUGGAAUGAGGGUUGCCAUAAUAGCUGCAAUGCAUUCACAACGUUUUUGGAUGAGAGCAACAACCAUCUAGAGCUUCCCAAAUACUGGGACAAAAUGCCAACAGAACAAACAGACUUUAUUUUGAUGGAGCUGGAUCGCUCAGGGAUGGAAUUUAAAAUGAUCAAGGACCUUUUCUGUUCUUCCUUGAAAAAUAUCAACCCCAUUUCCAUACGCAGAGUCCAAAAUCCUCGAUUAUGGGAAAAAUUUAGUUUGACAAGAAAACACAUGGCUGAAGAAAUAGGGAUUUUGAAUGAAAAACAACUAUUUCAUGGAACUAAAAGUGAAGCAAUAGAAACUAUCUGCAGAGAUGGGCUGGACUGGAGAAUGUGUGGAGAAAAUGGGGUUGCCUUUGGGCAAGGUACCUACUUUGCUAAGCAUGCAAAGUAUUCAGACACUUAUUGUGUUCCAUACAGUGGUAACAGAGGCAGCAGUGCUGUUCAACAACCAAGAGUACCGGUAGUGAGAAUACGAUCCGUCUCCAAAAACCCAAAUCUACCGGUACAUUAUACUGUUUCUGUAUCCAAUCCCAUGUUUGGACCUACAGUUACCCUUCAGGGGACAGGGGGGCAAGCAUCAACCUCAAAUAUUGGACCCAGUCCAGUAGGACUUCUAAAAUCGAAUGUGAUUACAACUCCAGUCGUUCAACCGACCUCCGUGCCCUUUCAACAGAUCAGUGCUCUCCAUGGAAUAGGAACACAGAUGGGAUUUGGAGCAGUGACAAUGGGCACACCGUUUGGCUCACCACAGACUGCUCAAACUACCGGUAACAAUCAUUCCAAUCCCUCCCAGUCAAGUGUUGCUGAUGCUCCUAAAGUGACCGCAGACGUUGGACAGAUACUUAGAGUGCAGCAUAAGUACAUGUUUGUGGCUCGUGUGUUAGUUGGAUGUCCAGGACAGGGACGGCCAGGAUUGAGGAAACCCCCGGAGGAUCCCACCGAUCCCAAAGGAAGGACAUUCCAUUCGUGUGUUAAUUCUUUGCAGAAACCAAGCAUAUUUGUGAUUUUUGACAGUACACAGUGUUAUCCAGAAUACCUCAUUGAAUAUGUCAAUCUGAUCUCCAACAGGUAGACAAUGUGAAAGAAAACUCUCAAGUGCCAAUAGAUUUAAUCUGAUUUUUAAACCAGUAUGUUUCACCGAUUGUAUCAAUUACACAUGUAGUUAUUGUUACAUAUUAUAAUUUGUUAGAGUUCCAGACAUAAUAAAUAAUCUAUUAAAAUGAU